AUGAGUUAUAAAACUGCUCAUGAUAGCUCAUAUUUCACAGUGAUUCACCCUCAACUAAAUACAGUAAAUCCCAUAUAGAUGCCAGGCGAGCAAAAAACUGGACUCAGACGAUUUAAUAUUCAUAAAAAUAUAGAGAGUGAGCCAUAUUUGUAUACUUCACCUUCUCUUCACAGGUUUCAGCCAUUUCGCAAGCUUGAGCCAUUGGAUAACAGUUCCUCUCCUAGCCCCACAACUCAUCAUUCUAAAUCCCGAUCGCUUUCAACAGUCCGGCCUUUCCCUCAAAUUGAUGUGAUUAACGGUAAACUAUAUGAAUCCCAAUUAAACCAAUCCUAUGAAUUUGAUAGAAUAAACAAGUCAUCAUCAAUUAUUCAGCAGGUAAGCCUGAAGCAAACCCUUAUGGGUUUUUGUUAAUAAUUUCCUUUUCUUCCUCAUUUUCCAUCCUUCUUUUUUCCUUUCACUCUCCUCUCUCAAUUUCUCCAUUAGCUUCUUCUUCAGUGCCUCCAUCAGUGCCUCCAUCAGUUCAUCCUCAGAUCUCCUUCAAUUUUGCCUGCUUCAAUCCACCUUCACUUGCUGCUGCUUCAUGCUGCCUUUUGUUUCUCCAGUGUUUUUUUUCUUUCGCUCUAUUAUGGCCUCAUUUUUUAUUUUCUUCUUUCUUGCCUUCCACAUCAUCUUACUUCUUCCAUCUUCUGUCAAAAUUGCUGCCGAGAAAUUUGUUUGAGAAUUUGGUUGGCAUUUCUGUUGGUUUCUGUUUGAAAUUCGAUUGAACUUCUUGCUUGAAUUUCUUUUGCGAUUUCUUUUGAGUUUUCUGUUGAGAGAUCUUCUAAAAGGAUCCCUUUGAGAUUUCUGCAGGUGUUUUUUAGGUUGCCUUUUGAAUCUUUCUUGAGGUUUGUGCUGGUGUCUCUGUUGGAUUUCAAUUGGAAUAUUUGUCGAGGAUGUUGUUGGGAUUUCUGGUGAGUUUUUAUAGGCAUUUUUGAGAAUCCUGUUAGAAUUUUUGUUGAGGUUGCUUUUGAGCUUUUUGCUGAAAUUUCUGUUGAAGUUUCUGUCUGGAUAUCUGUCGGUCUUUUUGUUAACGUUUUUGUUGGUAUUUCUGUCUUUCCUGCCAUUAUUUCUAUUUCAAUUGCCCUGACGGAUUGAGAGUGGUCAGGAUUGUUUCUCCGUCAUCCAAGACUUCUCCUUGUAAUCCUGCAAGCAACUUUACUGCCAUCUCGAGUUCUUCAUUUUCUUCACUCAGUUCUUCUCUUCAACUGCCAUCUUCUUCUUCCCAAUUUUUAUCAAUUUCUUCAUCACAAAAUUCAUCAUCUUCGAGUAAUCUCAGAAACACUAAGGCUUUUUCUAAGUUACCGCCGCAUGCAUUCAGCGCCAUCUUUGCUUUUUCUUCCUCGUAGCCUAGCUCCAUCAAGAUUCCUUCAUCAAUCAUUAGCAUCUCUAUCGCAUCAAGUUCACUCAUUUCGUCUUCCUCUUCACUAGAAUCAUAAUAAAACUUGUUUAUGUCAGCUAUUUUCUUAGGUUUUUCCGCACCAAUGCUGAAUCUCCAAUCAGAAAUUGAAGCCGCCUUAGGUGGUUUUUGUCCCUUUGGAAAUGCUUCCAUUGAAAAAAUAAAAAGUAGAAUAAACAAGUCAUUUGAUGAAACAACCCAAAGAAAGAAUAAAUCCGAAGUAUAUGAAGAAGAAAUAAGAAGCUUGAAAGAAAAAAUAAAGAAAAAAGAAGAAGAAUUUUUUUUGAUAAAAAGAUCUGCUUCAGGGUUCAGAAACCCUUAUCAUAUUAAUUCAUAUGAGAAAAGUCUUUAUGAUUUAAAUAGAAACUCUUAUCAAAAAGAAGAAAUAAAUAAAAGCCUUGACUACCAAAUGGGGAUAAGACAGAAAAGAAAGGAGCUUGAGCUGUGGGAAAAAGAUAGGGAAAAAUCGAGGAGGUUUGAAGAUAUGAAAAUUUUGAAUGAAAUUGAAAUGAGAAAAAGAAUUGAUGAAAUGAUCAAAAAAAAAAUGUAUAGCCAAGAAUUAAAUAAUCAAGAAUUGCAAAAUGGGAUAAACAAGGAGAGCAAGAACUUAUACUCUUUUAAUAAGAAAUCUAUCGACCCUUCGAGUGAAUAUUUGGCAAAUGCAAUGAAUUUUCCACGGCAUACUAAGAAAACUGCAAAAACAAUUUGCUAUAAUCCGAUAACCAAUGUGAUACAGGAUACUUCUGAUUUUCUGUUUGACCAGCCUACUUUGAAUGCGCAAUAUCGAGUUAGCGCAUUACCAAACGAGAAAGGUAAACCAUCAGGCAUUUUCAAUAAGCCUGCACUUUACAACCCACUUUAUACUAAACUAAACCCAAAGAUUUCACCGACAUAUCCAAUUACAGGUUAUAUAUAUCAACCGGCCAUUAAUCAAGAUUUUGCAAUAAGUGCCUCAAAGUUUUUUGGGUGUGACUCUAGUUAA
Messenger RNA from Blepharisma stoltei, 2417 nucleotides. NCBI's taxonomy places the organism in Eukaryota, Ciliophora, Heterotrichea, Heterotrichida, Blepharismidae. The record is from the annotation of a GenBank genome assembly.